Molecule: messenger RNA, 324 nt
Organism: Acanthoscelides obtectus
Lineage: Eukaryota; Metazoa; Arthropoda; Insecta; Coleoptera; Chrysomelidae
Source: the annotation of a GenBank genome assembly
AUGGGAAUCGGAGAUGAACAGCUAGAAGUUAUGGACCCAAAGAAAUUUUAUGGUACUCCACAAUAUGCAGCUGAUAUAGAGUCCGAUGAGAGUGACGAUCCAGAUUUAUCUGGCGACGAUGCUGAAAGUGGUGUACAUUCAAAAAUACAAACCAACCAAAAUGAUCCAGAUUCAGAGUCCGACUAUUCAUCUGAUGAUGAUUUGCCCCUAUCAGAAAUUCAAAGACGAAUAUCGAAGAAUAUUGAAUGGCACGAAGGUGAGUUCAAGCUAGAUUGCUUCCCACUACCUUUCAGGUGCGGAACGAAGAGUGGUUACAAGUAUUGA